Messenger RNA from Limulus polyphemus (Atlantic horseshoe crab), 3664 nucleotides. Its product is annotated as serine/threonine-protein kinase mTOR-like. The record is from RefSeq and is a predicted model, not a curated record. Lineage: Eukaryota; Metazoa; Arthropoda; Merostomata; Xiphosura; Limulidae. Gene Ontology annotation, biological process: TOR signaling; protein phosphorylation; negative regulation of macroautophagy. The coding region runs from base 404 to 3664 and encodes 1086 amino acids. Gene Ontology annotation, molecular function: protein serine/threonine kinase activity. The transcript has 23 exons. Gene Ontology annotation, cellular component: nucleus; TORC2 complex; TORC1 complex.
UUUUUACUGCAGUCGCUAGGAUCGCUUUUGUUGUCCGCAAAACUGGUCAAUGUGUGCCUGUCUGGACUAUGACGAAAUCGAGAAACGUGAUAAUGUAAACUAAGGGUAGUUUGUAAAUUGUGUUGUUAAUUUUAAUCUUAAACCUUUUUCAAAACUAGCCUUGAAUAAUAUCAAAGCAAAGUCAAGACUUAGGAUAGAAAGCGUACACUUGUUAUUUUUAAAUCAUGCAAGAGAUUAAUUUGAACCAAGAAUCUUUGUAAACUGUAAUGAAAAAAUUAUAAUUGUAAUACUAAUAAUAUGUAACAGCAACAGUAGCAUUUUAAAUACGGUUAGGCUUCGGACUACUGUGGUAUUUUUGAGGCAAGAAGGUUUACUGUAAAACUAAUUUUAAAAAAGUGUGGAAAUGACAGCUCAGAUGAUGCAGUUUGUCACUGGCCUAAGGAGCCGAAAUGAAGAAACGCGUCAGAAAGCAGCACGGGAGCUCCAACACCAUGUCACUACAGAGUUAAUGGAAAUGUGUGUAGAAGAUGUACAGGGUUUUAUGGAUUUCUUCAAUCAUCACAUUUUUGAAAUGGUUUCAAGCAGUGACAGUAAUGACAAAAAAGGAGGAAUUCUGGCUAUUGUCAGUCUUUUGGGAGUCAAUGUUGGAAACACAAGUACUCGCAUUAGCCGUUUUGCCAAUUAUUUACGAAACUUGCUCCCAUCUAAUGACAUUGGAGUAAUGGAGUUGGCAGCCUAUGCUGUAGGGAGAUUGGCUCUUUCAAGUGGAACGUACACUGCAGAGUAUGUGGAAUUUCAAGUAAAGAGGGCUUUUGAGUGGUUAGCAGGAGAAAGACAUGAAGGCAAGAGACAUGCAGCAGUGUUGAUACUAAAAGAGUUGGCUGUUUCUACACCUACACUAUUUUUCCAACAAGUUCAGCAAUUCUUUGAUUGCAUCUUUAAUGCUGUUAGGGAUCCUAAGUGUGUUAUCCGAGAGGGAGCAGUGUUAGCACUGAGAGCAGCUCUUAUGGUGACAGCUCAACGUGAAACCAAAGAAACUCAGAAUCCAUUCUGGUAUAAGCAAUGUUACGAGGAGGCAGAAAAAGGAUUUGAAGAGCUUUCUGUCCGAGAAAAAGGAGUUAACAGGGAUGAUAGAGUUCAUGGUUCACUCUUGAUUAUUAAUGAACUUCUGCGAUGCAGUAAUAUUGAAGGAGAGCGUGUUCGACAAGACUUGGAAAAACUCUUCCAACAACAGGCUACACAUGAAGCACAUUCACAUCGAUACCAACUUUUGAAAGAUCUUGGUUCAGGAUCUUUAACACGUAGCUUUCGAGCACUCCAUCAACUUCAUCACCAUCAGCAUCUGACUCCUCAAAGAAAUAUUGGGCUUUCAGCUGUUAUUCAGUAUCACAAAGCUGCUGGUAUUUUUCCAGGAACUACCUCACACAGUCACAUUUUACCACUGUAUGAAAGCAGUAUCUGUAAAAUGUUGAUGGUGGAAAAGUUUGACCAAAUUCCAUUUUAUCAUUUCAGCUAUCUAAAUGAGACAAUGAGUUACUUCCUGCAUUGUUUGAGGCGUGAGCGCGAGCGCUAUAGUGCCUUUAUAGCUAUUGGACUAUUAGCUGUUGCAGUUGGAGAAUCUAUUAAACCCCACAUACCUAAGAUAAUGGACUGUAUAAGAAUGUCUCUUCCCUUGAAAGAUGCAUCAUCCAAAAAGAAAAUGCCUACCGCUGAUCCAGCAGUUUUCAUCUGUAUCAGCAUGCUGGCCCAAGCAGUUGGUCUAACUGUAAAAAAUGAUAUCAAAGACCUCUUGGAACCUAUGAUGUCAGGAGGCCUAAGCCCUGCUUUAACUGCAGCUCUCCAUGAAUUAGCUAGACGAAUCCCACAACUGAAGAAAGACAUUCAAGAUGGUUUGUUGAAAAUGCUUUGUAAUGUUUUAAUCAAACAGCCACAACGAAGCCAAACUGCAACUAAAAUCCCAACUUCAACCUCACUUUCAGGAUCUUUGAUUAGUCCAACAGAGUCUACUGAUGUUGCAAGUACUACCUUAGCUCUAAGAACACUUGGAAGUUUUGAUUUUCAAGGUCGUUCAUUGAUGCAACAUGUCAGGCAUUGUGCUGAAUGUUACCUUGCAAGUGAACACAAAGAUAUAAGGCUUGAAGCUGUAAGGACCUGCUGCAGAUUACUCUCUCCAGCUCUUCGGAAUAUGAAAGAAAAUGGGAGAUACAGUGCAACACUAAUGCAUACUGUUCAGGAUGUUCUUACCAAGCUUUUGGUUGUAGGAGUGACAGAUGCAGAUCCUGAUGUGAGAUAUUGUGUUCUUGCAUCUUUGGAUGAAAGAUUUGAUGGACAUCUUGCUCAAGCAGAAAAUUUGAAUGCUCUGUUUGUCUGUUUGAAUGAUGAGGUAUUUGAAAUACGAGAACUUGCAUUAUGCACUAUAGGAAGACUGAGGGACAUUAAUCCAGCUUAUGUUAUGCCUUCCCUUCGGAAAGUUCUUAUUCAGAUCCUUACAGAAUUGGAACAUUCAGGUGUGGGACGUAACAAAGAACAAAGUGCCAAGAUGUUAGGACAUUUGGUGGCUAAUGCACCUCGUCUUAUAAGACCAUACAUGGAACCUGUUUUAAAGGUACUUAUCCCAAAACUAAAAGACCAGGAUCCAAACCCAGGUGUAGUGAUCAAUGUACUGGCAGCUAUUGGAGAACAAGCACAGGUGAGCGGAACAGAGAUGCGGAAGUGGUUGGAUGAAUUAAUGCCAAUCAUCUUGGACAUGCUACAAGAUUCAUCUUCUUUGGCCAAACGAGAGGUUGGAUUGUGGACACUUGGAAGGUUGGUAGAAAGUACUGGCUAUGUGGUUGAGCCCUAUGGCAAAUUUCCAUCUCUCCUAGAUGUUCUGUUGAAUUUCCUGAAAACUGAACAGACUAGUGGAAUAAGACGUGAGGCUAUUAGAGUUUUGGGCCUCUUGGGAGCACUGGAUCCUUACAAACACAAAGUGAACCUAGGACUCAUUGACCAUUCGGGAGAGUCUGGGGCUGUACUCAGUAUGAGUGAUUCUUCACAAGAUAGUCAAGAACUUACAGCCAGUGAAAUGCUAGUGAAUAUGUCAAGUUCUCUGGAUGAGUUCUACCCAGCAAUUACUAUAGCCACAUUGAUGCGAAUUAUUCGUGAUUCUUCCCUAUUUCAACAUCACACUAUGGUAGUUCAUGCUGUAACCUUCAUUUUUAAAAGUCUUGGAAUACGCUGUGUGCCAUAUGUCCCACAGGUCAUGCCGUCAUUUAUCAACUUCAUUCGCACAUCUGAUGGAACAAUCAGAGAAUUUCUGUUUCAACAAUUAGGACAAAUGAUAGCCUUUGUCAAGCAACACAUCAGAAAUUAUUUGGAUGACAUCUUUGAUCUCAUAAAAGAGUUUUGGACAACAAACAGCACAAUGCAGAAUACAAUUAUUUUACUGGUGGAGCAAAUUGUACUAGCCCUAGGAGCAGAAUUCAAGAUCUAUCUCCCACAGCUUAUCCCACAUUUUCUGAGAGUGCUCAUGCAUGACGUUUCAAACCACAGGAUUGUUACAGAAAAACUUCUAAUAGCUUUGCAAAACUUUGGGUCAAAUUUAGAUGACUACCUACACCUCAUUUUACCUCCAAUAGUCAAAUUGUUUGAUUCUACUGAUGCUCCUAUGAAUGUUCGCAAGUGA